Messenger RNA from Rotaria sordida, 5226 nucleotides. Lineage: Eukaryota; Metazoa; Rotifera; Eurotatoria; Philodinida; Philodinidae. The record is from the annotation of a GenBank genome assembly.
AUGAUGGAAUAUCAUGAAAACCAUCGUCGACAUGGUGGUUUCAUUAAGUUUCUUAAUGAUUUUCGAGCACUUUUUAUCAAAACAUUUCUUUUAACUAUACGAAAGCCUGGUCAAACAAUUGUCGAAAUUUUAUUAGCUUAUACAUUUAUGGGUUUUCUACUUGGCAUGCGUUAUAUUCUUGAUCGUCGUUAUUAUCCUGCUUAUCAAAUACCUCCUUUCUAUCCACAAGAUAUGUUAUCGAUUACUGGCAUUGGUGAUAUCAUCUAUUAUUAUCCAGGAAACCUUUGUGCAACAACUAUUGUUACUAAUGCUAUGAAUAAUCUAAGAAUCCGAUGGUCUAAUUUUCCUAAUAAUACUCAAGUCGUACCUGAUCCUACGCUUUCAACAUUGUCAAAUAAAACUUUACAAUCAAUAGUUGCUUAUAUUCAAUUUAAUAAUCUUGAUUCAUGUACUGAUCCAUCAACAAUGCCAAAUGAAGUUAAUUAUACUUUACGCAUGCAAGAAAAUGGUCCAUAUUAUUAUCAUGCUCAAAGUGUGAAAAUUUCAGAAAAUGAUUAUCUAUGGAAACGUUCUCUUGAAGAUUUUUGUCAAGAUAAAUCAAGUUCUGACUAUUAUACUUAUCGAUUUGUGGGUAUUCAAUACUUUAUGGAUUUAUCAAUUAUUCAAUAUGUUACAAAUACUUCUCAAAAUUUAUCAUUUAGUAUUUUGAUGAAUCAUUUUGGUUGUCCAGAAUAUUAUCUUGAUCAAUUACAUUCAGUUUUUGGAUUUUUUAUUCCAAUAUUUUUCUCGAUUAUUUUUCUUAUUACUUUUAUUAUGAAUGUUGGUUAUAUUGUUGAAGAAAGACAAAAUAAAACGAAAGAAUAUUUACGUAUUUAUGGUCUUCGUACUUGGAUCAAUAAUUUAGUUUGGAUUACACGAUCAAUGUUAAUAUUUUUUAUUCUUACAUCUGUUGUGACAGGAUUAAGUAUAAUUAUUUUACCAACAAGUGGUUCACGAAGAAAUAGUGUUCGUAAGGCUAUAUUUAAUUAUACACAUUGGACAUUGAUUUGGACAAUUUUAUUUGUUUAUUCGAUACAAGUUUCAAGUUUUAGUGUUUUUUUUGGACAAUUAUUUAAACGUCCAUUUCUAGCAAAAUUAAUAAGUUUUGUUGUAUGGAUAUUAACAUUAAUUGAUUUUUAUCCUGGUGUACCAGUUGGUGUUCGAUAUUUUUUAUGUUUAUUUCCAAAUACUGGUCUUAUGUUUUGCUUACAAGUUAUUUUACAAUAUGAACGAAAAAGCAAUGGUAUGACGACAUUUGAACAACUUUAUUCGAACCUAUUUACAUAUCCAUUAUACAUUGGUCUAUGUCUUCUUUUAAUGCUUAUCUAUUCGGUAAUUUAUUUUUUCUUAGCAAUUUAUAUUGAACGUAUAAAUCCGGGUGAAUUUGGAGUUUCACAAUCAUGGAAUUAUCUUUUUAAAAAAUCUUAUUGGAAACCUCAUUCAACACCAACUGUGCAACCAUUUGAUAAUAAUGAUAGAUUAACACAUAAAAAAGAUGGAAUUUAUGGUAGUGAGUGUUGGAUUGAAUUAAAUUCAAUAAAAAAUACAAUUAGUCCAUCAUUAACAAUAUCACAUUUAACAAAAAAUUUUGGAAAAUUUCAAGCAGUUUCAGAUUUAUCAUUGAACUUUUAUAAAGGUGAAGUAUGUUCAUUAUUAGGUCAUAAUGGUGCAGGAAAAACAACAACAACAUUUAUACUUGUUGGUAUGUUAGAACCAACAUCAGGUCAUGUAACUAUUGAAGGAUUAAAUAAUCGAACACAUAUCCAAGAAGUUCGAAAAAUUAUUGGAUUCUGUCCACAAUGUGAUAUUCUUUAUAAUGAUUUAUCUGUCGAAGAACAUUUAGAAUUAAUCGGAAAGAUACGUCAUAUGGAACCAAAAUUCAUGAAUGAAUCAAUUGAAACCAUUCUUAAGCUCAUUGGAUUAGUCAAUGAUCGAAAGACAUUAUCGAAGAAACUUUCAGGUGGUAUGAAACGUCGUUUAUCCAUUGGUAUAUCAUUAAUGGGUGAUCCAAAAAUUUUGAUUCUUGAUGAACCAACAAGUGGCAUUGAUCCAUAUAAUCGUCGUUUAAUUUGGACAAUAAUUCGAAAAAUGAAAGAAGCUGGCAAAUGUAUUAUUUUAACAACUCAUUUUCUUCAAGAAGCUGAUGUUCUAUCAGAUCGAAUUGCUAUUAUGACAAGUGGACAGCUUCAAGCAAAUGGAACACCUAAUUUUCUUAAAAAUCAAAUAGAUUUUGAAUAUCGUUUAUUUAUUGAAAAAAAUGAAACAUAUCAAAAUGAACGUAUAACUGCAUUUAUUCAAAAAUAUAUUCCAACAAUAAUAUUAGAACGAGAAUCAAUAUCUGAAAUGAUUUUUGGUAUAAAAAGAAGUGAAUCAAAACAUAUUGGACAAUUAAUUCAUGCCUUAGAUGAACAAAGUAAAGAUAUUGGUAUUGAAAGUUACGGAUUAUCAAUGACAACAAUUGAAGAAGUCUUUUUAAAAUUAAUUCAAGAAGCCGAAACAGAAAACACUACCCAACACGAUCAAACUAAAUUACGACAAGACUUAGCAAAUAAAAUUUUUCGUACUGAAUAUAACCGUGAAAUAGGUGUACGUCGAUUUUGGUUUCGAAUUUGUGCAUUAAUUAUAAAACGUUGGCAUGUUUUACAACGACAAUAUAUUUUUUUAUUUGGAUUUUUUCUAUUUCCUAUUCUUAUUGAAAUUUUAAUUGUUAGUAUUUUUCCAACACCGAAAGAUGUUCAAACAUCACUCGUACAAAAUAAUCGUAUUAAAGAUGCACAAAUUACAUUAUUACCAUCAAUCUAUAAUCCACAUAGUAUUGUUAUUUAUACAAAUAAUAAUAGAUCGAAUACUCGAAUACAUUUAAUUGAUUAUAUUCAAAAUACAAAUGCCAAUAUUGAUGAAAUUUCUACAGAUACUGUACUUAAUUAUGUAUAUGAUAGAUGUUUAACAAAUGAAGAUUUUUUUGUUAAUAAAUAUCAAAUGGCUUUUGCUGUAUAUGAUAAUUUAACAUCUUCGAUAUCUUCUUUAAUAUUUAAAAGUUAUUUUUCAACAGUAAAUUAUCAUGCUAUGGCAACAAGUCUUAGUGUUAGUUCAACCAAUCUUUUUCAAUAUUACACUAAUUCAUCAACAAAAAAAAUUCUAACAAUAAAUCAACCAAUAUUAACAGCAACAGCAACAACAUCAUCUACAAUUUUACAACGAUUUUUUGAAAUUAUGUAUUGUUUUGAUACAUUACCAUUAUCAUUAUUUAAUUUUUUAAAUAGUAUUCUUGCAGCUUUAUUUAUUAGUAUUCUUAUUGUACCAUUAAUACAAGAACGUAUUAAUCAUUCGAAAGAUUUACAAUUAUUAACAAAUUUAACAAAAAGAACUUAUUGGUUUUCAAAUACAAUUUUUGAUUUAUUAUCAUGUUUUAUACUUUGUAUUCUAUUAACAAUUAUUAUUCGGAUCGGUUCUAUUGGUAAUCCAAAUAUAGAAUCUGAAGUUCAUAUUUAUAUAAAUACAGAACAAAUAGGAUAUUUUUUUUUAAUGAUAAUUAUGUAUUCAUUGGCUUCAUUACCAUUAAUAUAUGUUUAUUCAUUUAGUCCAAAAUCUGAAUUGAUUGGUUUUAUUAAUAUAUUUGUUAUAAAUAUCGUUGUUUGUUUUUUUGAUAUGGUACUAACUUUUAUGGCAGUAUUUUCACAAGGUCAAGCAACAACUAUAACUCGUGUUUCAAGAUUAACUUCUAUUGUGAAUAAUAUUCGUUGGUUUAUUGCAAUUCUUUUUCCUUGUGUUAAUUUCAAACGUUCAUUAUUUAAUAUACGUUUAAAAUCAAGUCAAGAAUGUAUUUCAUCACUCAAUUCACUUAUGUUAACAAAUUAUUCAUUUAAUGAAUCAUGGAUAUCAACUCAUGAACCAGGUGUUGGUAUUCAAUUUAUUAUUUUUAUUAUUCAAAUGAUUUUUUGGUGGAUUAUUUUAAUUUUAAUUGAAAAAAGAACUAAUAUUAAAUCUGAAUGUCGACGAUGUUGUGGUUGUGAAAAUGAUUUAGAACGAAUAGAUAAUGAAAAUCCAAUGGAUAAUGCUGAAGAUGCAAUACCAAAACAAUGGGAUGAUACGCAUCUUGAUGAAGAUGUACGAAAUGAACGUCGAUUAUUAUUCGGAGAAAAUCAUUUAUCAACAUCAUCUGUUAUUCUUGUUCGUGAUAUUGUAAAACGUUUUAAAAAAAGAAAAGAAAAAUCAAUUCAUCGUAGAAUUUAUACAGCUGUUGAUCAUCUGAAUUUUUAUGUUACAAAACGAUCUUGUUUUGGUUUAUUAGGAGUAAAUGGUGCUGGUAAAACAACAACAUUUCGUAUGUUAAUCAAUGAUUUGAAACCUACAUCGGGUAAAAUAAUUAUCAAUGGAAAAGAUAUAAAUAAGAUGCAACGAGAUCUUGAAAUUGGUUUUUGUCCACAAUUUGAUUGGUUGAUAAAUAAUCUUACUGUAAUUGAAACAUUACUUUUAUUUGCUAGAUUAAAAGGUUUAAAAUGGUCAGAAACAUCUCAAAUAUGUUGUGAUAUGAUUGAAGUAUUUGGUCUUGAAAUCUAUCAAACGAAAAAAAUACAAAAUUUAAGUGGUGGAAAUAAACGAAAAGUAAGUGCAGCAUUAGCAUUUAUGGCUAAUCCCGCAUUAGUAUUCUUGGAUGAACCAACAACUGGUUUAGAUGCAGCUGCUAAACGAAAAUUAUGGGGUGUUAUUCGUGCAGCUCGAGAUGCUGGUCUUACUAUUAUUUUAACAAGUCAUAGUAUGGAAGAAUGUGAAGCAUUAUGUACAAAAAUAGGUAUAAUGAAAUUAGGACAAUUUAUGUGUCUUGGAAAUUUACAACGAUUAAAAAAUCGUUUUGGACAUGGUUAUGCUGUACAAGUAAAAUUACCACUUCAAGAUAUAAAUAUGUUUAAAGAAGAAUUAAUGUUAACUCUACCAGGUGUUCAAAUUGAUGAACAACAUAAUGGAAUUUUAUUUUGUACUGUACCAUUUUCUUCAAUUAGUCGUUCAUCAAAUUUUACAAAUACAUAUUCAUUAAAAUUAGCACAUGUAUUUGAUUUAUUUAAUAAGAAAAAAGAAGAAAAAUCUAUUGAAAGUUAUUCAAUAACACAAACAACACUCGAACAAAUAUUUGUUCAUCUUGCUGGAGAAGAUCAAUAUAUAAAUACGGAUGAAAAUAAAAAUAAAUAA